Molecule: messenger RNA, 1389 nt
Organism: Venustampulla echinocandica
Lineage: Eukaryota; Fungi; Ascomycota; Leotiomycetes; Helotiales; Pleuroascaceae
Exons: 3
Coding region: 1-1389 (462 amino acids)
Biological process (GO): protein import into nucleus
Cellular component (GO): cytoplasm
Source: RefSeq, a predicted model, not a curated record
AUGUCUUUGCCGCCAGUCACGGUACAUAUCAAGAGAAAGGCUACGGAUGAGCCGGUAGACUUUCUGCGUGUCCAUGAGCCCCAUGGCAAGCGUCAGCGCAGGGCAACCGACUUCGUUUUCUCUCGUCAACCGAUUCCAGAAACGGGGAGUUUGACCACGCCCCAGUCUCCAGCCCAAACCUCUCGACCAAUUAAACAGAUACACAGAGCUGCCAGCUCCAGAUCACUGUCUGCGAAUCGUAAACAACAAACCCUCCAGCCUGGAUCCUCACAACCGCAAAAUGCCGCACAAUUGGUGUUACCUGUGUUUCAAACAGGCCAGGCCAGUUCUGCAUUGCAAGGCAAUGAUCCCGUUGGAGCCGAUGGAGUAAGUAGGGAGACUCCUAGAUUGUCUCUACAGGCCGCCAAGGUCCGACACUUCCAUAUGUCAAGAAUUUCGAUUCCCACGGAUCCACUAGCACCCCUUCCGGGAGGACAAAUUCGAAAGCGCACAGCCCAGAGUCAUCCUGCCGUUUUUAUGGAGCGCAAGUCCCGUACAAAAGAUUCCAGAACACAGAAACUAUCGUCAGAGGUGCAGGCUACUCAAUCCGCCCUGGAGCAGAACAUCAAUCCGCCCGAACCUCGGCGCCAGAAAAAGCCAGGCUUAGCAGUUAAAGGAUCAGCGGUGUCCAAAAAGGAUGAACACAAGCCCACUCAACCGCCGGCCCCAGCUCAGGCUACAACUCCCGUGCGCUUGCCAUCUGGUAUCAUGAUGCCUUGGGAUGUCAAUUCUGAGCAGCUCGCGGCAGAGAUGCAGGCAUAUACUUUGCAAGAGAUCGGUAGGAAUAUUUCCGAAGCCGACACCUUCCAGUCUAAACCUACGCCCACAACCCCAACAGUAAAAUCUAAAGGCUCGCCAUCUCGGUUCAAGCCAAAGAAACCACUAUUAAGGUACAUGGAACGACAUCCAGAUACGGCUAUGGAAAUUGAUGACGGAACAAACAUGGAGUUGGACCAGCCUUUGAGCGGCGACGAGAUGGAUGAUGACUCGGAAUAUAUCAUUGAUACGUAUGUUCGUAUGCCCGCACAUACCCUGGAAUCAUCAAAUAGCCCGAAGAACAUCGGACUUCUCGUUCUCGACUCUCAACCUGACAUAGACGACUUCUACUUGGACGAAUGGGAUAGCGAUGAAGAAGUCGACGACGAAGAUGAAGAUGAGAAUGCCGAGGACCACUACACCGCUGAUUAUCCUGACGAUGAAGUGGAUUCAGAUGAUGAGUUUGGAAGAAAUCCGUACUCGUACCGGACUCAGAAUGCAUCUGACCUUGAAGAAUUUGAUGAGGACGAUGCAACAUUCAGCGACGACGAGGCGGAUGGUACAAAAUAUCCUUGGGCGAAACAACCAUCUUGA